This is a messenger RNA of Balearica regulorum gibbericeps (East African grey crowned-crane), 957 nucleotides long. The record is from RefSeq and is a predicted model, not a curated record. NCBI's taxonomy places the organism in Eukaryota, Metazoa, Chordata, Aves, Gruiformes, Gruidae.
GUGGCAGUCGAUAUGGAAUUUGCAAAAAACAUGUAUGAGUUGCACAAGAAGGUGUCUCCUAGCGAGAUCAUCUUGGGCUGGUAUGCAACGGGUCAUGACAUCACAGAACACUCUGUCCUGAUCCAUGAAUAUUACAGCCGGGAAGCGCACAAUCCAAUCCACCUCACUGUGGACACGAGUCUCCAGAAUUCACGCAUGAGCAUUAAAGCCUACGUCAGUGCCCCAAUGGGAGUCCCUGGUAAAACUAUGGGCGUGAUGUUCACACCUCUAACAGUGAAAUAUGUUUAUUAUGAUACGGAGCGGAUAGGAGUGGAUCUUAUCAUGAAGACUUGUUUUAGCCCUAAUCGAGUGAUUGGCUUGUCCAGUGACUUACAGCAGGUGGGGUCAGCGUCAGCCAGGAUUCAGGAUACCCUGACCAUGGUGCUCCAGUAUGCAGAGGAUGUAUUGUCUGGCAAAGUGGCUGCUGACAACACUGUGGGGCGAUUCCUGAUGGAUCUUAUUAACCAGGUGCCAAAGAUUUCACCAGAGGACUUUGAGACGAUGUUGAACAGCAAUAUCAAUGACCUACUGAUGGUAACCUACUUGGCAAACCUCACACAGUCACAGAUUGCUCUCAACGAAAAACUUCUGAGUUUAUAAAGAAACUUCUGCCACCCUACACUUCAGCGAGCCUGAAGAAUGAGCAGAUAUGCUUUUCUAUGGUGGUGCUGCAAAUGUCCUUGGACCCUAAUUUAAUUACCUAGAUGACUUGGGUUACAUCUUUAUUUCCAUUGCCCCUGAAAAAUCCCCAAGAUGGUUUAAGAAAUAAAUGGGAACAGCUGCAGCUUAGUUGAGCCCAAUAUUUUAAAAUGGAAUACAUGAAUCUCUUGUUUCUUGGAUUUAUCUACUUGUAUAACAAAAUACAGCAUUUAUUGUAAGAAUGUAUUUGAAAUAAAAGUUCCAUUGCAAUGGCAAGAA